This is a messenger RNA of Daldinia decipiens, 1083 nucleotides long. RefSeq names its product nascent polypeptide-associated complex, alpha subunit. Gene Ontology annotation, cellular component: nascent polypeptide-associated complex; cytoplasm. Gene Ontology annotation, biological process: protein targeting to membrane. Lineage: Eukaryota; Fungi; Ascomycota; Sordariomycetes; Xylariales; Hypoxylaceae. The transcript has 4 exons. The record is from RefSeq and is a predicted model, not a curated record. The coding region runs from base 139 to 753 and encodes 204 amino acids.
UAAUUGACAAAAGUUCACAGCUGUAAGCAACUUUUUUUCAUAACCGAACCACUCAACCCCCCCAAGGUACAACCAAUCACCCCCGCUACCUAACUUCGGCGUCGUUCUUAAGUUGUCGCUUUGACUCUCACAUUCAAUAUGGCCAACCCCAGAGUCGAGGAACUCCCCGAUGAGGAGCCUAAGAAGGUCUCCGUCGAAGAGCACGACGACGAUGAUAGCUCCGAUUCCGAGAUUGAGGUCGGCGAGGGCGGUGCUUCAGGCUCUACCGCCGUCGUCCACUCCCGCAACGAGAAGAAGGCUCGCAAGGCCAUCGAGAAGCUUCACCUAACCCGUGUUACCGGCAUUACCCGAGUGACUCUCCGACGACCAAAGAACAUCCUGUUUGUUAUUAACAACCCGGAAGUCUACAAGUCACCCAACAGCAACACCUACAUCGUCUUCGGUGAGGCCAAGAUUGAGGACCUGAACUCGGCUGCCCAGCAAGCUGCGGCCCAGUCCCUUGCUGCUAGUGGUGGUGAGCACGACCAUUCUGGUCACGACCACAGCCACGGCGAGCCUAGCAAGGCUGUCGAGGACGCCGAGGAAAAGAAAGAUGAUGACGAUGACGACGAAGAAGUCGAUGCCGAAGGGCUCGAGGAUAAGGAUAUCGAGCUGGUUAUGACUCAAGCCAACGUCAAACGAAACAAGGCUAUCAAGGCCCUGAAAGAAAACGAUAACGACAUAGUCAAUUCGAUUAUGGCGCUGAGCGUUUAAUGGCGGAACUUGAUUAGGAAGGAUGAGUCUCACUGCGGGCGCGUUGGCUGGAUGUAUGCGACAACGGAAAAGUCUGCAAGGGGAAAAGACAAAACCAAAAGGAAAGUCGGUUGGCUGUGUAUUACAUGGUACGAUAUCUUACAAUGGAUUACUGAGCCGUUGUGAGCAAGUCACUUCGAGUUUAAUGACAAUUCGACUGUUAUGUUGGUGACUGCACCUUUAAUAUAAUUUUCUCCAAUGUGAGAUCUUGCUCGUGAUAUCCAAACAUCAAGCCACAGUAGAUCAGACCCAGCAGAUUUCCACUAGUAAAAAAGUAUGUAAUAGGAGAAU